AUUAUAAAUUUCGUGGAAAGAAAUAGAUUGCAAAUGCGGAGUCUUUCGAUAAUAUAAUGUGAAGGUUAUGUUGCUUGAACUCUUGAAAUAAAUUUUAAAAUUUGGAUGUGCACUUGUUUGUCAUUACAUAAGAUUACAUGUUACUACGAGAUAAGAAAAUGUUGCUGAACGAUUGUCCGGAUCCCGAAAUAAUUGGCUGUGGAUUCAGCGCUUUCAAGGAAAUUGACGAAGUGACUUCUCUGAUUUCGGAAUUGAAAAAAUCUGAUUUAUCGCCGAGUCUUGUUGAAAAAAAUCGAGACCGAUUCAAUUUUAUUUUGUCACAAUACCAGGACCAGAGGCAAUUAUUGGAUCCUUAUCUAGAUGUCAUUCUGCAGCCACUGAUUGAAAUUGUCAGAGAUAAACACUCAACAGAGUGUAUGCAACAUAAUGCAUUCAAAUAUAUUUUCGUUGUCAUGUCCGUCAAAACAUACAAAAAGAUUGUCACCUACCUUCCGCACGAGGUAGCAGAUCUUCUCCCGGUUCUACGAAUGUUAGAAAAGCAGGAUCCGAACAAUGUAGAGACAUGGGAAACUCGAUAUGUGCUUCUAAUCUGGCUCUCUAUAAUAUCAAAAAUACCAUUUCCACUUUCAAGGCUAGAAACUUCUGAUGUAGAAUCAGAACAGUUAAUAACAGUUAGAAUUUUGAAAAUAUGCAAAUUGUUUUGUUUGUCAAAAGAUGCCUGUGCUGUAGCUGCAGUCUUUCUCAUUGCAAAUUUCUUAACAAGAUCUGAUGUCAAGAAGUUAUAUUUGAAAGAAAUGAUUGUAUGGUGUAUAGAGUGUGUGAAGAACGAUCCUUUCAGACAUGGCCCAUUGGCUGUUAUAGCAUCUAUACUGAAGCAUAGCGCAAGAGAAGAUGUUAAACCAUAUACUCAAAAAGUUUUAGAUGAACUCUUACAGCUUCGCUUAAAUGAUAAUCCUGCAGAUCUCAGUAGGAAGUUUGGGAUAAAAAUUGUGCAAAGACUUGGACUGGUAUUAUUGGGAACAAGACUUGCAUCGUGGAGAUAUCAGAGAACCAGUCGUUCUAUAUGUUUACAACUUAAUGUCAAAUCUCCAAAUUCUGUGGAAAAUUUGGAGGAAAUUAAGGAAGUUCCAGUCAAUCAUGAAGAUCAAGAUAUUCCACCAGCAAUAGAAGAUAUUAUCGAACACUUGAUACAAGGUCUUCGAGAUAAAGCAAUCACAAUCCGGUGGUCUGCUGCAAAAGGAAUUGGUAGAAUUACUGCAAGGUUGCCGAUGGAUUUAGCAGAUGAUGUUGUUGGAUUUGUAUUGAACUUGUUCAGUGGUCGAGAGUCAGAUUCUGCUUGGCAUGGUGGGUGUUUGGCAUUAGCAGAGUUAGGAAGACGUGGACUCAUAUUACCUCAUCGUUUAAGUGAUGUGAUACCAGUGGUUUUGCAAGCUUUGGUCUUUGAUGAGCCGAGAGCAUAUGGAUCAAUUGGAUACUUGAUCAGAGAUGCUGCAUGUUACAUUUGUUGGUCGUUCCCUAGAGCAUAUGACCCAGAUAUUUUUCAACCAUAUGUGAAAGAAAUAGCAGCUACAUUGGUUAUUGUCACUUGUUUUGACAGAGAAAUUAACUGUAGAAGAGCUGCAUCUGCAUCAUUUCAAGAAAAUGUUGGCAGGCAAGGAAACUUUCCACAUGGAAUAGAGAUAUUGACUAUUGCUGACUAUUUUGAAGUUGGUGUCAGAAAUCAUGCAUAUUUAAAGAUUAGUAUACAAAUUGCCCAAUAUGAAGAAUACACAAAACCACUCAUUGACCAUUUGGUGGCAAGGAAAGUCACUCAUUGGGAUACAGCAAUUAGAGAGCUUUCAGCCAAAGCACUUUUUAACUUGACAUCUGCUGAUCCAAGUUACAUCAAAGAUACUGUUUUACCAAGCUUACUAGAAAUGUUAAAUUCAAUUGAUUUGAACAUAAGGCAUGGUGCUGUGUUAGCAAUCGCAGAGAUUUUAGAAGCAUUGCACAAUUGUUACAAUGAGAAAGUUGAAAAUAUUAUUGGAACAACUGCUAUGGAAAACAUAAGAAACAUAGUCGGCACAUUACGCAAAAGAGGACAGUUCAAAGGCCUGGGAGGAGAGUUAAUGAAGCAGGCUUGUGCGGUCCUCAUAAGAAAGUGCUCAAUUGUACACUUUCCAAUUUCUAUGGAAGUAAUUUAUGAUUGGCAGAAUCUUUUGGAAGAAUGCUUAGGUCAUGAGGUAUCUAUAGUAAGAACAAAAGCUGCUGAAGCACAUACAGAAUUCUUUUUUAAAUACUAUGCCAAUGUACAGAGAGAAGAACGUGAUAUAGUUAUUAAUCGUUAUCUCGAUAACUUGCAGUCAAGCAAUCAGCUUGUUCGAAUAGGUUUUGCGCAAGCUAUAGGAUACUUUCCUUUGUUUAUAAUUUGUGAGAGAGUAAAGAACGUGAUACAAUCUCUAAUUAAGUGUACAGAAAUAUCAGAACUGUCAUUGAAGUGGGCAGAAAGUAGAAAGGAAGCCAUCCAUGCAUUGAUAAUGGUGUGUCAAACAUUGGGAGUAAAAGAAGCAGAUAAAUGGGAAAUAUUUGUGCACGAUUUAUACAAUUGUUAUCUAUUGGCGUUGAAGGAGUAUACAAUAGACAGUCGUGGGGAUAUAGGAGCGUGGGUACGAGAGGCAGCGAUGACGGGUUUACAUAUGCUAACGAAUUUAGUGUUUCAAGCAAAUUUAGUGUCUGUACUGAAUGAAGAGUUGAUGGCGAAGGUAAUUGGAGGAGUAGCACAACAGGCUGUAGAAAGAAUUGAUGGAAUUCGAGCACAAGCGGGAAGUGUUUUCAGUGCGCUCAUUCACAAUGACCCUCCUCUACCAAACAUUCCAUAUCACACAGAAUUAAAAACCAUCUUCCCAUAUGAAGAAUGCAAAGAGACCAUAGAAUGGCGAAUGGAGUCUGCAACUUUUCCAAGAUUCAUUGAGAUGCUAUCGUAUCCUCCUUAUAAAAUGAAUCUACUGCAAGGAAUUGUAUUCAGUGUUGGAGGUCUCAGCGAGUCUUUAGUGAAACACUCUAGUGUCUCGUUAUUUUCUUAUUUGCAAGAAAUAGGUGAAUCAGAUAUCAGAGAUAUAUGCUACAAGAUAUUAACGAUUUUCAAAGAAAGUCAUAAAAAUGAGAGAAUGAUCACAUCGAUCUUAGCUUUUUUGGAUCGAUUGCUUAGCUCCGGCUGUAUCCAAAUUAUCCUCGAUGAUGCCGAAAAUGACAUUGCUGAGAAAAUUUUAAUGCUUCUCAAACAGGAGAUAAAAAAUUCUAAUAACACGAAGUUGUUGAUUAGUAGCAUAAAUGUAUUCUGCCAGCUCUUACAGGUACGAGGACCAGUUGGCAAGAGAGCAUUCUGUCAGUUGAGUAUUUUCCUUUGUCACAAGUAUAAAUGUAUACGCAAAGUAGCAGCAACGAAAACUUAUGAAGCUUUAACUCUGUAUGGAGAAGAUAUGGAUCUCAGUGAAGAAAAUUUGAUGAAAAUCUUAACUGAAUUGAAUGUUACGGAUUGGGAAAGAUCGGUUGCCGAAUUACGACCGAUAAGAAAUCAACUUUGCGAAUUAAUGGAGGUACCCACUCCAGUUCUGCAAAACAAAGUUGCGAAUUAAAUAUUGUUUAGAAACAUUGGUAAAUCGACCAAAGUAAGGGGCACAUCACUAAAUCUGCUGAACGUUGAGGAAUACUUAAAAAGAUUCAGGAUCUCCUGUUGCACCAAAAUAGGAUUGUUUCUUGGGGAUUCUUCGUGAAGCAAACCCCAUGGAGCUUUAUAGGGAUUCCAUUCUGGUAAAUCAUCAAUUUGAAAACUGCUACCAUAAAACAGAAAACUCUGGAAGUUAAAAUAAGAGUAAAUUAAUUUAAAAUAAUUUAAUGUAGAUUAUUAGUAAUUUAUAACUGUAAUCAUGAUAACAGAUUAAUUUUUAUACAAAUAUUUCUAAAAAGAAAAUCGAUAACAUUACACUUAUUUUUGGGUGAUAUCGAUAAGUUCGAUUGCUUGUAAAAUAACAGGAAUGUUUCCCGCAUUUACGAACUUUCCCAUCGUUUCCGAAAGGGGUCCACCAUAAAAUUACAGGAAUAUCCACUGCUGGACAAAAUAUUGAUACUCUUAAUUAUUAAUACUUUUUUUUUCCUUUUAUGCAUUUAUUCUAUAAUAAUGUUUAUUUAAAUAACAAAAGUUUAUUGAUCUUUAUAUACCUGAAUCUAGUGAUUCGUUGAUGAAUUGAACUAAUUGCACCUGUAAAUUAUUUCAAGCUAAAUUAUUGAAUUUAGCAUAAUAGGAACAUGAUAAAGAAUUUCUUGAUUUGCUGUUUAAUAAUAAAUACAUAAGUAACACAUUUUAAUAAAUCGAAAAUAAAUAUUGAUUUCAAUUUAA
This is a messenger RNA of Megalopta genalis, 4375 nucleotides long. It is a transcript of the gene TBCD, whose product is annotated as tubulin folding cofactor D. Gene Ontology annotation, molecular function: beta-tubulin binding; GTPase activator activity. The record is from RefSeq and is a predicted model, not a curated record. Gene Ontology annotation, biological process: microtubule cytoskeleton organization; bicellular tight junction assembly; post-chaperonin tubulin folding pathway. Lineage: Eukaryota; Metazoa; Arthropoda; Insecta; Hymenoptera; Halictidae. Gene Ontology annotation, cellular component: lateral plasma membrane.